UACACCGAGCAGGCUUUUUUAGGGAUGAAGAGGACUCAGCCACCAGUCCAAGGUUGAGUCCGUCGUCCGACACACCAGCAACAGCCACCGACUCCCUCGCAACCACAUUCAUCCCAGAGAGCAGAGAUUCUAUCAUGACCACCAUCCCCACUUCUUUGAUUUCUCAAUCUACCCUGAGCACCACAACAAGCAAGCAAACUACCCUUACCUUGCCUGCCUCAUCAACACCCCUGAUUAUUUCUACUGCGGCAAGCUCAACGAUCGCACCAACAUCCCCUUCAACUUCAAGCAUACCCCUGACUUCUGUGGCUAGCUCAGUCACCCCUACCUCCCCUGCACCUACAAGCACACCCCUGGUUAUACCUCCCACAACCAGCACUCUAGCAAAUACCGGCAGCAUGUUUAUGGAAGUUACAACAGGUGGCGGUGAACCAUACCUGCCCCUCUAUCAACAGCCUGGGCAGUACGGUGGCCAAAUACCAAAACCUCAGGUUUCCUAUGGUAUGCCAUGGCAGAUGAACACCGUCUCUGGAAGUGGACUGAAAGAAAAGCCGUCCUACUUCCAGCCGUACCCAACACCUGAAGUCGCUAAACCAAAUCUGACCAGCUCGAGCAGCUAUCCCUCUGCAAGCUAUUUUGGCUAUGGGCCGCAACAGCCGCAGUACCAGUCGAGACCCAACUACGCUCUUCAAUCAAGUCAGAACUACGUCCCUGAAAUCAAGCCAUCCUAUGGCCAAGCUCAUGAGAAGCCCUCUUACCAGCCGAUUGAAAUCAAACCGUACCGGCCAUAUUACUUUGUGUCUGGCCAGUAUAAUAUUGCGCCUAAUGAAAUUAAAUCACCUUAUGCAGAAAACUCCUACAAACCUCAAGCGUCAAAUUUUUACAUCUCGCCCCCGAAGCAAGAGGGCCAGACUGCAUCAGUGGGAUAUUUGCAAGUGUCUCCUUUACAGCACACUUUUGUGCAGAGUGCAACUAUUUCAAGCCCCAAAGAACAGAAGCCCCAACAAAAUGAUUUUCCCACUGAUGCCAAGCCCCAGUAUCAGUACAGCUGGAGUUCUUCUGGCAGUCAAAGCCAACCAUACUCAUAUUCCCCAAUUCGUCCUUUGGCCCAGAGUUCUUACGGGAGCAACCCUGCUGUCGACCAAUCAGUUUGGUCUAAUUACGGAGGACAAUCCUGGCAAGAGGGGCCUCCUGCAGUCUCCCAAGGCCAAAGCAGGCCUAACUACGUCCAGCAAGAUGCCCCGGCAAGUUCUCAAGACUACACGAGCUACUGGCCGCAACCUUCCAACUCGUACGUCCAGCCACAAGGGCCAGUUUACAAUCAGAAACCACAGCAACCCUCGUACAGCCAAACUUCCCUCAUCUACGGAUAUCCCCAGUCGGGCAGUCAGUUCCAGCCACCUCCUAGCAGCAACUUCCAACCAAGUGCAGGAGGCCAGCCUGAGAGCCAGAAGCAGCCGUCGGCAGAUGAGGCGCCGAGCAGUCAGCAAGUGCCACCACUUUUGCUGGACCAACAGAUAGGUGGAAACAACCAGCCAACUGCGCCACAACAAUCUCCUCCUUCUUACAACGCAAUCAGCCAAUGCGACCAAACAAUUAAACUGGCAAGCGACCGCAACGAAGUGACGGAGCUGACCGUCCCUGCUGGAAAGUGCAACAUCAGUAUAGAAGCGCCAAAAGGGCGUUUGGCUUUGCAGCUGAAAGGCAUCAUGAUUGCCUGUGAUGAGCAACAAGGCAUCACAGUUUUCGAAGCUGAGAAUACUCUGUCUCUGACGAGACUGUGCGGUCAGGUGCCAGAGACUCCACUGUACCUAAUGGAGAGCCCAAAAGCAAGACUAGAGGUCAAAUCGAGGGGUCUGAAGUUCACUCUCACAUCAUUUCUGUGGUAACACUUAAUAACACUAUAAUGUUGUAAAUAUUAAUAAUUUUAAAUAAAUGUUGUUGAUUUUUCUAUAA
Molecule: messenger RNA, 1956 nt
Organism: Neocloeon triangulifer
Lineage: Eukaryota; Metazoa; Arthropoda; Insecta; Ephemeroptera; Baetidae
Product: adhesive plaque matrix protein-like
Exons: 4
Coding region: 135-1889 (584 amino acids)
Source: RefSeq, a predicted model, not a curated record